AUGGGUGCCAAGGCAGCCAUGCUUUUAGCCAUGCUAUGGCUCUGGCCCCUAUCAGAAAUAGCCUACUCAUGGCUGCUGACCCUAAAUGACAUGCAGGUGGGCUCCAGCAACCUGGGCAAGGAAGACAGCAUCCUGAAGCACUACGCUGAAAUCCUACAACAGAUGGCCCUGAGAGUGCCCACCCAGGGUACCCGGGACAAGAAGGAAGCUGUGACGAGGAGAACGAAAUCUUCUAAGUCUAAGAAGACCAAACAUGAGGCGCCUUUGAUGAAACACCCAGCCUGGUUUAAGGGAAAUCUGGAGCCCGAGAGCUCCAUCCGGUGCCCCAGGGAGCAGGACAAAAAAGAGCAAGAGAGGACAAUCAGCAUAGCUACCACAGAGGCACCUGGCAACACGGAAGAGAAAACAGAGGAUAUAAACAAGGAUUUGGACAACUCAGAUAUGGAGAACUUGAAUUUGGAGGAUGAUGACAGUAGUGUUUUAGAGAUUGAUGAAUCUGAUAGUGAGGAAAACGCAUUUGAGGAUCCACCAGUAAAGAAAUCUGUGGCCUCAACUCUGGGGCUAGCUGUGAAAAUGGCUAUGGACCCUACCCAGUUGCAUCAUAAACCAUCUCUGGACUCAGCUUUGAAACUCAUUGAGGAAGCUUCCCAACAAGUGAAACCAGCUACCCCAGGGAGAAGGGUCAUCGUGGGACAAAUGGCUCUUGUGGCCCCAUUGGCCAUGGACUACCCAGGAACACAGGUGCACAAUUUAGGAACAGGGAUCUCCCAGCCAUCAGAGGAAGCCAAAGACCAGCAGAAUAAGGAGCAAGUCAUUGAAGAUCAAAUUCUGAAAAAAAUCUCAGACAUAAAUAAGGAGCUAAAACGUGCACUGAAAAAUGCAAAAAGCCACAUAGAAUUCAAAGAUGAUGUUGAAUCUGCCAAAAAGUAUGGAAUCCAAAGCUUUUCCUUAGUAGAGAGAGAAAACACAUCCAGCAGUGGGCAUAAACCUCAGAAGUUUACAAAAGAAAAGGAUAAUGAUGAAAGAAUUAGAUUAUUUAUUAACUUCUUAUAUGAUUUCAAGUCUCAGCUAACUGUAUUCUUAAAUAUGAAUAAUAUUCCAUUUGAUCUUCAAGGGAAAGCCGCUACUGUAUUCAAUACUAUCGAAGCGAUACUUUGUGGAAACCAACAAAAAAGGGAAAAUACCAUUAAAGAGUUGUUACAGGAUAAUAUAAGAAUGUUAAACAUGCUUAAUAUUACAGUGAACCCAUGA
This is a messenger RNA of Vombatus ursinus (common wombat), 1251 nucleotides long. RefSeq names its product sperm equatorial segment protein 1 (gene SPESP1). Gene Ontology annotation, cellular component: acrosomal vesicle. The record is from RefSeq and is a predicted model, not a curated record. The coding region runs from base 1 to 1251 and encodes 416 amino acids. The transcript has 3 exons. Gene Ontology annotation, biological process: fusion of sperm to egg plasma membrane involved in single fertilization; acrosome reaction. Lineage: Eukaryota; Metazoa; Chordata; Mammalia; Diprotodontia; Vombatidae.